AUGGUGCUUCCAGCAGAGGAGUGCCAUCACCCCUUUGGGGACUUUGGGCAGCUGUCCUCGUGGUCUUCCCCUCCUGCCCUGGCCCAAGGUCCCACCUUUGUGUCCUUGUCUGUGCUGUCCCUGAAGUGUGGGCUGGACCCAGCAGCUUGCUUCUGCUUGAAUGGAACAGAGGGCUGCUGGCAGGUGGGCGGAACCGAGGUGGUCCGGAGCAGCAUGGUCUUCUCCAAGGUCUUCCCGCUGGAGCACUGCUUUGAGGAGGCGCAGAAGCUGCGCUUUGAGGUCUACAACACCCAUGGGCCCAGCAGCCUCAGCUACCAGGAUGACGACCUCCUGGGGGGCAUGGAGUACACCUUGGGGCAGAUCGUGGCCCAGAAGAAGGUGACCCGAGCACUGUUGCUGAAGUUCAGCAGGAACGCCGGCAAGUCCCCUAUCACGCCUCGGCGCUCUCCCUCCGCCCGGGUGAUAGCCGGGGACAUCUCUGGGAACAACGGCCAUGUGGAGCUCUCCCUCCAUGCCAGGAAGCUGGAUGACAAGGACCUCUUCAGCGAGCCGGACCCCUUCCUGGAGCUGUACCGGAUCCACGAUGAUCAGCGUGAGCUGCUGGCGUACAGGACGGAGGUGGUGAAGAGCGACCUGAGCCCCACCUGGCAGCCUUUCAAGGUGUCUCUGAGCAGCCUGUGCAGCUGUUAGGAGCUUCAGCCUCUGAAAUGCCUCGUCUGGGAUUAUGACUCCCGCGGGAAGCAUGACUUCACCGGAGAAUUCUCCACCACCUUUGCGGAGAUGCAGAAUGCCUUCGGGGAGGACCAGGCCCAGUGGGACUAUGUGAGCCUCAAGUACAUGCAGAAGAAGCACAGUUCCAAGAACUCGGGGGUGGUCAUCCUGGCAGACCUGAAGGUCUACAGGGUGUACUCGUUCUGGGACUACAUCGUGGGUGGCUGCCAGAUCCACUUCACUGUGGCCGUUGACUUCACGGCCUCCACUGGGGACCCCAGGAACAGCUGCUCCCUGCACUACAUCAACCCCUUCCAGCCCCACGAGUCGCAGGCCCUGGCGGCUGUGGGCGAGACCUGCCAGGACUACGACAGUUGUGCCAGCCCACCGCCUCCCAGGCUCUGCGAGGAGUGUGGGUGUCCCACGACUUUGCCAUCAAUUUCAACCCCGAGGGCGAUGAGUGUGAAGAUGCACUGGGCACCGGGCCAGGCUGGACCAGAGUGUGUCCUUUCCAAACUCUGUUCCUUGAAUCUCAGCGACUCUUCAGGGCGUGGGAGCCCCUUCCUACCCAGGGCCCACAGACCUCUCCUCCUCCGGCCUCAGACCUGGGUCAACCCCAGCUCCCCCAGCCUCGGUCUCCCCAUCUGUAAGGUGUGGCCGUUCCAGUAUUCGCCUCAGGGUCAAAGAGAGCAUGUGCUCACGGUUCAUUGUGAUUGCGUGUGUGUGUGUGUGCGCGUGCGUGUGUGGGUUACGCUUCAGCAAAUACGCCAUCUGUACUACAUCCUGCUGAUCCUGACAGACGGCGUGGUGGCCAACACGGCGGACACGCGUGAGGCCAUCAUGCGCGCCUCCCACCUGCCCGUGUCUAUCAUCGUGGGGAUGGGCAACGCCGACUUCACCAACAUGCAGGCCCUCGACGGCGAUGACGGUGUCCCGCGCUCCCCACGGGGCGAGCCUGCCCUCCGUGACGUCUUGCAGUUUGUGCCCUUCCGGGAGCUCAAGAGCAGCAGGGUCACACCGGCCCAGAGGGGCCCACCUGUGCCACCCGCAGUGCCAGCGCGGACGGACUGCCCAGCAACCGCGGUCUCAUCGUUAACACAGGCUCACCCGGCCGCCCACUGGGUGUCCCCUGCGGCGCUGGCCAAGAGUGUGCUUGCCGAGGUGCCCAGGCAGCUGGUUGAGUAUUACAGCCACAAGGAAUGCCUCUGAGAGACCUCGGCGAGACCAGCCCGGGCUCCGCUCCGUGAGGACACACGGUGGGGGGCCGGCCAGGACUGUGUCCACCAUCUGUCUCUAGCACCCUCCACCCCGACUCCCCAGGGGCCUCCCGUCCCCCAGCCUACACCCACCAUUGGCUCCGGUGACCCUGCUGCCUGGUGGGCCAGCCUCCCUCCGGGCCCCAGGACUGAAGGAGGGACAGGUCCCCCUGGGCACGCCUGACCCUGCCUGAGCCUGGUGGGUGGGGGAGGGGAUCUGGGGGAUUCCUGCUUUGCAUCUGAUCUUCAUGGGGGAGGGGGCAGCAGGCAGCGCCCUGUCUCUGAGAAAACCCAGACCCCCCCGGACACCCAUCCCUGUAGCCAGAUUCCUCUUUGUCCCAGCUGCAUCCCCUUGUCUCUCGGUGUCUGUGGGGUCUCUGGGGUUGGGGGCAGGAGGCUUAGGCAGAAUAAAGUGUC
Balaenoptera musculus (blue whale) is the source of this 2384-nucleotide messenger RNA. It is a transcript of the gene CPNE7, whose product is annotated as copine 7. Gene Ontology annotation, biological process: cellular response to calcium ion. The record is from RefSeq and is a predicted model, not a curated record. Gene Ontology annotation, cellular component: plasma membrane. NCBI's taxonomy places the organism in Eukaryota, Metazoa, Chordata, Mammalia, Artiodactyla, Balaenopteridae. Gene Ontology annotation, molecular function: calcium-dependent phospholipid binding.